Messenger RNA from Nematocida homosporus, 570 nucleotides. RefSeq names its product GINS complex subunit 2. The coding region runs from base 1 to 570 and encodes 189 amino acids. NCBI's taxonomy places the organism in Eukaryota, Fungi, Microsporidia. Gene Ontology annotation, biological process: double-strand break repair via break-induced replication; DNA replication. The record is from RefSeq and is a predicted model, not a curated record. The transcript has a single exon. Gene Ontology annotation, cellular component: GINS complex; nucleus.
AUGGGGUUUAGCUUGCUGCGAAAUGGCUUAGUAUUGGGUGGGGAGGGGCAUGAAUGGCGGUUAAGUAGAGAGAGGGAGGCAGAAAUGAUGUUGGCUCAAGGCCAGUUAGUCACAGUUGUUCCUUUGGUAGGAAUAGAGAGGUUUGAAUUAAUAGAAGGGCCGAUUGGACCUUUAGUUCCGAUGGCACCAGCCCAGGUGCCUUUGUAUGCGGCUUUGUUAUUGAAACAUAGUGGGCAGUGUGUAAUUCAGGCGCCAGAAUGGUUGAGUUUAAGCUACUUAAAACGAGCGGUCGAAAGAGAGGAAGAGUUGAAGGAUGAGUUUACAGAAACAGAUAUGUACUUGUUUGAGAAUGCGAGUGUGUGUCUUGAAAACUGUGAGAUUAUCGAGGAUAUAGCUGAAAUUCGCAUACAGUUGAAGAAGUUGCGAGAAGUACGUAUGCAGAAGUUGCUGAAGGGGAUAGAGUAUAUUGAUACACCAAUUAUAGGUACAAACAACCUGACAUUUUUUGAGUUUCGCAAGAUCAAAGAGUAUCUUUUACCCCAUUUGGAAAUUCAAAAGAACUUACAAUAA